UCCACCAUGGCCUGGACUCCUCUCCUCCUCCUGCUCCUCUCUCACUGCACAGGUUCCCUCUCCCAGCCUGUGCUGACUCAGCCAACCUCCCUCUCAGCAUCUCCUGGAGCAUCAGUCAGACUCACCUGCACCUUGCGCAGUGGCAUCAGUGUUGGUGGCUACAAUAUACACUGGUACCAGCAGAAGCCAGAGAGCCCUCCCAGGUAUCUUCUGAACUACUACUCAGACUCAUAUAAGCACCAGGGCUCUGGAGUCCCCAGCCGCUUCUCUGGAUCCAAAGAUGCCUCGGUCAAUGCAGGGCUUUUACUCAUCUCUGGACUCCAGCCUGAGGAUGAGACUGACUAUUACUGUAUGAUUUGGCAUGACAAUGCUUCUCACAGUGACACACACAGAUGGGGAAGUGGGACAAAAACCUCACCCUGA
Molecule: messenger RNA, 423 nt
Organism: Cercocebus atys (sooty mangabey)
Lineage: Eukaryota; Metazoa; Chordata; Mammalia; Primates; Cercopithecidae
Product: immunoglobulin omega chain-like
Exons: 2
Coding region: 7-423 (138 amino acids)
Biological process (GO): immune response; immunoglobulin production
Source: RefSeq, a predicted model, not a curated record